Chaetura pelagica (chimney swift) is the source of this 1407-nucleotide messenger RNA. RefSeq names its product keratin, type I cytoskeletal 14. The coding region runs from base 1 to 1407 and encodes 468 amino acids. The transcript is spliced from 8 exons. Lineage: Eukaryota; Metazoa; Chordata; Aves; Apodiformes; Apodidae. Gene Ontology annotation, cellular component: keratin filament. Gene Ontology annotation, molecular function: structural molecule activity. The record is from RefSeq and is a predicted model, not a curated record.
AUGAGCACCACUGUCAGGCAAUACUCCUCCUCCACCUCCCUCAAGGGACUCGGUGGCCUGGGGGGAGGCUCCAGCAGGAUUUCCUCCGUGCGGGUUGGGGGCGGAGGGUACCGAGCCCCCAGUGUCCAUGGAGGCUCUAGCAGCUACUCGGUCUCUUCCCGCGUUGUCUCGGGGCUCGGAAGUGGCUACGGGGGCAGCUACUGCAGCAGCAUAGGAGGGGGCCUCGGCGGUGGCUUUGGGGGUAGCUAUGGGGCUGGCUUUGGGGCUGGCUUUGGAGCUGGCUUUGGGGCUGGCUUUGGAGGUGGCGAUGGCAUCCUCCCAGCUGGCGAAAAGGAGACGAUGCAGAACCUCAACGACCGCCUGGCUGCCUACCUGGACAAAGUGCGUGCCCUGGAGGAGGCCAACACCGACCUGGAGGUCAAGAUCAGGGAGUGGUACAAGAAGCAGGGACCUGGUCCAGACCGUGACUACAGCCCCUAUUACAGGACGAUCGAGGAGCUCAGGAACAAGGUCCUGGGGGCCACAGUUGACAAUGCCAACCUCCUCCUGCAGAUUGACAAUGCCAGGCUGACUGCUGAUGACUUCAGGACCAAGUUUGAGACAGAGCAGGCUCUGCGCCUGAGCGUGGAGGCCGACAUCAACGGCCUGCGCAGGGUCCUGGAUGAGCUGACCCUGGCCAGGGCUGACCUGGAGAUGCAGAUUGAGAACCUGAAGGAGGAGCUGGCCUACCUCAAGAAGAACCAUGAGGAGGAAAUGCAUGUCCUGCGCGGGCAGGUGGGUGGAGAGAUCAGCGUGGAGAUGGACGCAGCUCCUGGAGUCGACCUCACCAAGAUCCUGGCUGAGAUGAGGGAGCAGUACGAGAGCCUGGCGGACAAGAACCGCCGGGAUGCCGAGCAGUGGUUCUUCAGCAAGACGGAAGAGCUGAACCGGGAGGUGGCCAUCAACACCGAGCAGCUGCAGAGCGGCAAGACGGAGAUCACCGAGCUGCGCCGCACCAUCCAGAGCCUGGAGAUCGACCUGCAGUCCCAGCUCAGCACGAAAGCGGCGCUGGAGGGCACCUUGGCCGACACAGAAGCGCGCUAUGGCACCCAGCUGGCCCAGCUGCAGGCGCUGAUCAGCAGCGUGGAGGAGCAGCUGGCCGAGCUGCGCUGCGACAUGGAGCGCCAGAACCAUGAGUACAGGGUCCUGCUGGACGUCAAGUGCCGCCUGGAGCAGGAGAUCGCCACGUACCGCCGGCUCCUGGAGGGAGAGGACGCCCACAUCUCUUCUCAGUACUCCUCUGCCAUGUCCUCACACUCCGGCAGAGAUGUCAUGACAUCUUCCCGUCAAGUCCGCACCAUCGUUGAGGAGGUGCAGGAUGGGAAGGUGGUCUCCUCCCGGGAGCAGGUUGCCCUCACCACUCGCUAG